Messenger RNA from Emiliania huxleyi CCMP1516, 450 nucleotides. RefSeq lists its product as hypothetical. The record is from RefSeq and is a predicted model, not a curated record. NCBI's taxonomy places the organism in Eukaryota, Haptophyta, Isochrysidales, Noelaerhabdaceae. The annotation marks the transcript as partial. The transcript has 2 exons. Gene Ontology annotation, molecular function: ADP-ribose diphosphatase activity; NADH pyrophosphatase activity; NAD binding.
CUGCACAGCGCGCUGCAGGCGUGGGAGGGCGCGGGCAAGCGCGGCGUGUGGCUCAGGCUGCCCGCUGAGGCGCACGCGUACGUCGACGCCGCGGUGGCGGCCGGCUUCGAGUACCACCACGCCACGGCCGGCUACCUGCAGCUGACGCGCUGGCUGCCUCCCACGCCGAGCCCACUACCGCGGUACGCCUUCACGUCGGUCGGGGUGGGCGGCGUGGUCGUCAACGGCAAGCGCGAGGUGCUGAUGGUGCAGGAGCGGGUCUCGCCGAGCAAGCGCAUGCAGGGGUCGUGGAAGCUGCCGGGCGGGCUCGCCGAGCCAGGGGAGGACUUUGCGGCGACCGUGGCGCGCGAGGUUGCCGAGGAGACGGGCGUGCGGGCGGAGCUCGACGGCGUCGUCAGCUUGCGCCACUCGCACGGCCGCCGCUUCGGGCAGUCCGACGUGUACGUUAUC